CGAGCGGCAACGUUGACGAUGGCAGCGGACGACCCGACGAUGCUGGGCAGCAGCGGCGGUGCCAUGCUUCAAGACAUUCUUCGAACGGCAUCGCAGCCUGAAGAAGCCAUUGUUUCCUUCCAAAAGCAGUAUGGGUUGAAGGAAGAGACGACCAGUGCAUCUCUCCAGCUUCUGGAUCUGUUGGGGUGUCGGCGGAGCGAGACCCAUUCCAAACUGCUCGAAGCGAUGGUAGCCGCGUUGCUCAAGCGCAUCCACAGCAAGAAAAUGGACGACGCGCAGCUCCAGAAACUGCUGGAACUCACGUUUCCGUAUCUGGAAAUGCGCGAGCUGCGCGCAAUCCCCAUCGCAGUCCUGGCCACACAAUCGUCGACCCCUGCGUCGUUCCUCCAGGAACUGUGCGACCACGACAACCGCGCGCUGCUGGAGCACUUGCCCUUGCUCGUGAAACGUCGCAUCUGGGCCAUCGCGCCGCACGAACUCCGUGUCGAAGUCGACAAGAUCGUGGCGGCGUACAUCCAGCACAAGCGCGUGCUCCUCCUUCACGCGUCCGACGACCCGACCCCGUUCGAUUUGCAUGUAUCCACAGGCGGCCACCAUCCUCCUCCAUCCCCCGAAGAUCGUCGAAAACACGAUCCCGUCCUCGCCACGUUUACGGACAUGAUUGGCGACUCGGCCGAGCUGUACAUUCAAUGCAUUGACAUGCUUCGCACCAUCGCUGCGUCUGGCGCCGUCCCUGGCACUGACCCAUCCACCACCAACGCUAAGGACUAUGUAUAUCUCGCUUCGUUCAUCGGAACGUUGCGCAACGACGUGGCCAACCUCCAGCGCGACCACGCGACGCCGCUGGGGCGCACGGACCCGCUGCACAAGUUCAUUUGGAUCUUAGACCAUGCCGUCAAGCGCCGAGGUAUGGAGCGUUCCCAUGUCACAGAGCUGCUGCUCGUGGUGCGCAAGCUGCGGCUGCGCGAUUUGCCGCGGAAGGACGACGACGGCAACAUGGCGCUUCCCCCUCCCGUCCCCAAGGAGACACUGCUCAAGCUCGUGGACCAGCUCGCCAAGGCCGACAGCCGCCGCAUCUUUGCCGACCCCGUGCCCGACGACGUCGAGGGGUAUCAUGACGUUAUCACCCACCCCAUGGACAUUUCUACGCUGCGGCUUCACGUCCAGAACCUCAAGUACCGGACAUUCGACGCUUUUGCCGCCGACAUGCGACUCAUCUUUACGAAUUGCAUGACAUACAACCAAGACACGACCAUCUACCACAAAGAAGCCAAACGUCUGGACAAACUCAGCACGGUCUGGCUGGACAAGGCCAUCGCGGCCGCCGCGCAAACUGAAGCAUCGCCAACGUGUAUGUUGGGCACCAGCGGCGCCCUGUCGGCGACAGACGCCAACGACACGGAAACCUCAGGCAUGGUGUUCGAAGGCGAGUGCGACCCGCUGUUAGCCGACGUGGUGUUGGUCCUAUCCGAUCCGAUCGUCAAGUCGGUCUUGUUUGGGGUGUUGUGGCGGACGUUGAACCAGUUGGCCCGUGGCAGCUUCCCCACCGACGACCCCAUGGUGCGCGGGGUCGUCCAGCUGCUGCACAUGGGCAACGUCGGGGCACUGCGGCGGAUGGUGCGUCGGCACGAGUUUGUGCUGCGGUCUCCCCCCGUGCUCAGCCUUCGCGUAGCACUGCCGUUGUACUGCCGGUACCGCCUACUCAAACACCAAGUGUCCACGCCUACUCAAAGGAGCAGCAACAACGACGACGACGACCGAGGUGGAUGGGACGUGCUGCGGACGAACGGGGGCUCCCACCUCCGGAGCAUCGUGCGGCACAUGUUCCUUAUCGCAAUUCAAGACCACUGGCCCGUGGCGUAUGUGCUCAAGAUGGUAGCGUCCAUGGCGGACGACGAAGCCUUUGUCAAAGACUUGGUGUUCCUGCAUGCAUUGGGCCAGUCGCUUGUUGCGUCCAAGCACAAAUACGUGCUCGUGUCGGCCGUGAUGGACCAGAUCUGGCUCCCCGCCGCCGCCGCAGCUUCUUCUUCUCAAGGGGAUGAUGACUCGCCUGGAUGGUUUGUCUGGGUGGAGCCCAUGCAUGUGGUGGCCGCCACACUCUUGGCAUCGUGGACUGCCUCAGACGAUGUGCACCGUGUGGCGGUAUAUGCGACAGCGUUGCUCACGUCCCUCGCCACACUUGGCCGUGUCGACACAGUAUGGGAUGCGACGUGGUUUCAACCGACGUUGCGGCCACUGUACGACCAAAUUCAAGCCAUGUGUCCAUCCGUGGGUCCUACUAGUACUAGUACUAGUAGUCGGAGCCCCCACCACAACAACAACCGAUUGCUAAACCACCCACACGACAGUACUAGUAAUACCCCCCCUCCUACUAGUACGACGACAACGACGACGACGACUAGUAGUAGUAGUAGUACUGGUGCUGGUGGGCAAAGUUAACAAACUUGUGUUGUCGAUACUGUA
Messenger RNA from Aphanomyces astaci, 2463 nucleotides. RefSeq lists its product as hypothetical. Bases 19 to 2439 code for a protein of 806 amino acids. Gene Ontology annotation, cellular component: nucleus. The record is from RefSeq and is a predicted model, not a curated record. Lineage: Eukaryota; Oomycota; Saprolegniomycetes; Saprolegniales; Verrucalvaceae. The transcript has 3 exons. Gene Ontology annotation, biological process: negative regulation of DNA-templated transcription. Gene Ontology annotation, molecular function: protein binding.